UGGGAGAUUCACUGUCUUCUCAAACAAGCACUAGUGUCAUGUAACUAGAUUUCACCAAAACCUGAUGUACGUACUUCGCAGGUUAGGAGGUGUGCUACCACCCGUAGCAGCUGAACUACACAAAAAGCAUAUUGAAUCAGUUGUUCUCGAUGCUGUUAGUAAGUCUAAUAUUCGGUUACAGGACUUGAGCCAUGUCGGUGUUACUGUAAAACCAGGCAUGUCAUUGUCUUUGAAAGUUGGAGUAGAUUUUGCGAAGACUUUGGCAACACAGCUAAGGAUUCCUAUCAUACCAAUAGAUCACAUGGAAGCUCAUGCACUAACAGCUCUGCAUACUGAUCCCAAGUUGGAAUUCCCCUACGUGAUCCUUUUAAUUAGCGGUGGUCAUGGUCUUUUGGGUAUUGUUCAGGGAGUCGAGGACUACAUUUUACUAGGUACAGCGUUAGAUGCCUCUCCAGGUGAUGUUCUUGAUAAACUCUCCAGGCGUCUUAGAUUGAAUCGUUUAGGGGAUGAAAGAUUAAAGAACGUAGCAGGUGGAAAAGCUCUUGAAAUGGUUGCAAGAAUUUACAAUGGCAAUCAUCGUCGUUUUGACUUGCCUUUACCACGUUCACAAUCGAAAGAUUGCGAUUUCUCGUUCACUGGGAUCCAUGUGUUUACUGAGCAUUUAAUAGAUAAAUUGGAAUCGUCAACCAGUGGAAGUGGACAUACACUAGCAAUGCAAGAUAUUGCUGAUAUUUGUGCAUCCAUUCAGUUUGCAAUGGCACGUCUUAUUUGUCGACGUGUACAACGCGCCGUUGAAUAUUGCAUAUUGCAAGGUGAUGGUGAUGAUAACGUUUCCGAUGUUAAAAUAACUCGUCCUACUGCUUUAGUUGUGUCUGGUGGUGUUGGAGCUAAUUUAGUUAUUCGAGCUGGAUUGACAGAAGUGGCUAAUCACUACAACAUGAGAUUUGUGUCUCCUCCACCACAUUUAUGCACAGACAAUGGAGUUAUGAUAGCCUGAUUGGAGUAGAGCAUAUCACACACGUCUACAGAUACCUUUCGAGAAGGGAAAGUAUGUUUUUAAACGAAUCGAACAGUAGUAUUUCUCCUUUUCUGUGUAUAUUGUUGUGUCUUUUUCUAGUGCAUCUGUUGUGUCCACUCCAUUCCAAGUGUGAAUAGUAGACGGAACAUAGUAGCUAUCCAUGUACGUAAUCCUAUAAAUUAGGCUUUCACUAUUCCUUCUACUGUUAUUCCCAUUUAAACGAACGACCAGACAUGAUAACUUGCUACAGAAUUUCUCUAAGCUAACAUUUCAUUUAUAUUUUAUAGAUUUCGUAUCGAAACGAAUUGUUUUAUGAUUUAGGAGUGUGAAGAAGUAAAAGUCGAUGAGACUGGAAGGAGUGUUUAUUAGGACAGGCGCAUUGAAGUUACAUAAAUUUGGUAUACCUCAUCUUCAAUGCUUUAUUUGCACGUCAUUUGCAAACCGGUCAAAUGUAACCACAGCCGAUAGCUUUUUGGAUUCUGCACAGUGUUUUUAACGUUCAUGUGACAGUUCUCUUCUUCGAUUACCCUUUUCUACAGCCCAAAACAUACUGUAACUUUUCUGAGUUCGUUUACUGAUAUACUACUUAUAUCUGAUUGUAAGUAGCACUAUUUUGGAAACAUGAAGACGAUAAGUUACCUUCAUAAUAAGUGGACUAAGAAAGCACUUAGGAUUAAAGCGCCGUACAAAACUUCAGGUCAUACCAAUGCAUUUAGAGAAUCGAACCGUUACACUAUCCAUCUGUUUUUUGGUGUCAGAAAGUAUUACGAAACCGUAUAAAUGCGUACAUUGAUGUAUGUUAUAAGAAUAGUGGAUCUAUUAUUUGUCAACGCAUUUUUCUACAUAGUGUUGUAAUAUUUCUUCGGUGUAUAUAUUUUUAAUGUGUUGAAAUACGACUAAGAUGCACGCGGAACUCGUUUGCUGGUGGUCGAAAACCACACACGUGUCGCAGCGAUAUGUGGCGAUCGUAAUACUGUGCUGGGUGAUACACAGUCAAAACUUUCCGUCAUUUUUGAAUUAAUUUGGUGAAUGGUGACUAACAGUGGAAUCUAGGAUGUGCGUUUCGUCCUGUUUGGGAUUCGUCAACUGGAUGUGCCCGCAUCCCAAGUGAGUGGUGGUGUUCCCACUGAGGCUAGAACCCGGUACCCAUAUUUUAGAAAGCUAGAGCGUUAUCCACUAGAUUACUUGGACCAAGAGAGUUACUGCUUGUGCAACGGGUAUCAGUUAAUACUUAAUACGUUAUUAUUACUUGUUACAUUUAGUUGACGAGCACCGAGUCUGCAUCCUGGAUCCCAAUGCUAGUCAUCAUCCAGCAAAUUACCUCGAGUUAAAUCCUCAGACAUCGUUGGAGCAUCCUCACAAUGGGGUAGAUGUGUCAACAGAGGGCGAACACUUCGGUCCAAUCAAUUAAUGGGGAAGUCCAAAUUGAAAUAAAUUUCUGUUAAAUUUUUAAUUAUCAGACAUUAGUCUACCCUAACGAAGUACAGCACAAAAACAUGAGUGCCGAGUGGUGGUAAUCACUAUUUCCCAUUUAUGUAUUUAGUUUUCUAGUAUUAUGUAUUGUAUAAUAUUAAGAAUACCUACUUGGGUGCAUUUAAAUGUAUUUUUAAAAUUUGCCUUUGACCGUUCACACAGGAAUGGAUACUUGUUACAGAAAGAAAAGUCUCCUCGCAUUACGGAAGAUAUUUCUUCAGUAGAUUUUACACCAAGGUCUACAUUUGGCCUUGAUUUUCGGGAGUCAGUGAAACAAGCAAAUAUAUCGAUUGAACCAAUCAAACUGCCCGAUUCUGUUUUCCAGUCAUAAACAUCUUUUAACUUUAACUUAUCUGUAGUAUGAACACUUUCGCGAAUAUUGUGCUGUCGAUGUAGCCGGUACAGUGUAUAUCUUGACUUAUUUUAUUAUGAGUUUAUUAUAACCUACCUCGAUGAUGAAAAAUGAUGAAAAUAUUGUGGUACGCUUUUACAUAAAAUAUACGCA
Messenger RNA from Trichobilharzia regenti, 2996 nucleotides. The record is from the annotation of a GenBank genome assembly. Lineage: Eukaryota; Metazoa; Platyhelminthes; Trematoda; Strigeidida; Schistosomatidae.